Messenger RNA from Spirometra erinaceieuropaei, 390 nucleotides. The record is from the annotation of a GenBank genome assembly. Lineage: Eukaryota; Metazoa; Platyhelminthes; Cestoda; Diphyllobothriidea; Diphyllobothriidae.
AUGGUCGAGCGGUUUCACCGCCAGCUGAAGGCCUCCCUACGCGCCGCGGCCGAUCCGGAGAACCGGACGGACCACCUUCCCCUGGUCCUCUUGGGCAUCCGCUCUGCUCUCAAGCCGGACCUUGACUGUUCCGCAGCUGAACUGGUGUUCGGCUCCACCGCCCGACUCCCCGGUGAGAUGAUCUCGCCAACCCCUCGAGGUGCAGUUGAGGGUCCUACCAACCUCCUGCAUCGCCUCCGGUAGUUUAUGCGGACACUUUCUCCGAUUCCUCCCAGGUCCUCCGCCUCUCCGUCUUAUCUCGAGAAGGACUUGGCAACGUGCUCUCACGUCUAUCUACGAUGUGAUCGAGUCCGCCGGACCCUGGAAGCACCCUACGACGGCCCCUUCUGA